This is a messenger RNA of Scheffersomyces amazonensis, 4660 nucleotides long. RefSeq names its product DNA-directed RNA polymerase III core subunit. Gene Ontology annotation, molecular function: DNA binding. Gene Ontology annotation, biological process: DNA-templated transcription. Lineage: Eukaryota; Fungi; Ascomycota; Pichiomycetes; Serinales; Debaryomycetaceae. Gene Ontology annotation, cellular component: RNA polymerase III complex. The coding region runs from base 203 to 4564 and encodes 1453 amino acids. The record is from RefSeq and is a predicted model, not a curated record. The transcript has a single exon.
ACUUAGUUAAUUUGUUAACGGAAGUGAUUGCCACUUUGGUUCGCUCUUUAAAUCAAAACUGUCCACGCGCACACGUGACUUUCCUCAACCUCUUCGGGUAAUUUUUUUUUUCAGCUCUUCUCAUAGUUAAGACUGACUAAAGGCUACUACUGACUAAGACUAACAUUACGAGCUCAGUUUGUUCAGAAAGUUAACUACAGCCAUGAAAGAGGUGGUAGUAGAUAUCGCACCCAAAUGCAUUAGCGGGUUGGAGUUCGGGGCGUUAUCGUCUAAGGAUAUUAUUGCUCAGUCGGAAGUGGAAGUUCAAACUCGAGAUUUAUAUGAUCUUGAAAAGGGUCGAGCCCCCAAGACUAAUGGAGCUUUAGAUACAAGAAUGGGUAUAUCUUCUAAUUCUUCCGAAUGUGCUACAUGUCAUGGGAAUCUUGCCUCAUGUCAUGGACAUUUUGGUCAUGUAAGAUUAGCAUUACCAGUAUUUCAUGUGGGAUAUUUUAAAGCCAUUAUUCAAGUAUUACAAUGUAUAUGUAAAAAUUGUUCAGCAGUAUUAUUAGAAGAUCAAGUUAAACGUCAAUUCAUUUCAGAAUUAAGGAAACCAAAUAUUGAUAAUUUAAAACGAAUGAAAUUAUUAAAGAAAAUUUUAGAUCAAUGUAAGAAACAACGUAGAUGUCUUAAAUGUAAUCAUAUUAAUGGAGUAGUUAAGAAAGCUGCAAGUGGUGCUGGUCCAGCUGCAUUAAAAAUUGUUCAUGAUACUUUUAGAUGGAUUGGGAAAAAGGCUACUCCAGAAAAGGAAUAUUGGGAUCAAGAAUUUAAUGAAGUAUUCUCAAGAAAUCCUGAACUUGAAAAGUUUGUUAAGAGAGUUCAUGAUGAUUUAAAUCCUUUAAAGACUUUAAAUUUAUUUAAACAAAUAGAACCAUCUGAUUGUGAAUUAUUUGGUAUUGAUACUGCUAGAGGUGGAAGACCAGAAAUGUAUAUUUGGAGAUAUUUACCUGCUCCUCCAGUAUGUAUUCGACCAUCAGUUAUGAUGGAUGCUCAAUCUAAUGAAGAUGAUUUAACAGUUAAAUUAACUGAAAUUGUUUGGACUUCAACAUUAAUUAAUGCAGGGAUUGAAAAGGGAAUUUCUAUUAAUAAUUUAAUGGAACAAUGGGAUUAUUUACAAUUAUCUGUUGCUAUGUAUAUUAAUUCUGAUUCAGCAAAUCCAGCAUUAUUACCACCAUCAGGUGGAGCUGGAGGUGGAGGAGGAUCUAAAUCGGCUAAACCAAUAAGAGGAUUUUGUCAAAGAUUAAAGGGUAAACAAGGUAGAUUUAGAGGAAAUUUAUCUGGUAAAAGAGUGGAUUUUUCAGCAAGAACAGUUAUAUCUCCUGAUCCAAAUUUAAGAAUUGAUGAAGUAGCAGUACCUGAUAGAGUUGCUAAAGUUUUAACUUAUCCAGAAAAAUGUACUAGAUAUAAUCGUAAAAAAUUACAACGAUUAAUUUAUAAUGGACCAGAUGUUCAUCCUGGUGCUAAUUAUCUUAUGAAACAAAAUGAAUCGGCCAAGAGAAAUUUAAGAUUUGGUGAUAGAGUUAAAUUAGCAAAAAAUUUACAGAUUGGUGAUGUUGUAGAAAGACAUAUUGAAGAUGGAGAUGUGGUAUUAUUUAAUAGACAACCUUCAUUACAUAGACUUUCUAUUUUAUCUCAUUAUGCAAAGAUUAGACCUUGGAGAACUUUUAGACUUAAUGAAUGUGUUUGUACACCAUAUAAUGCUGAUUUUGAUGGAGAUGAAAUGAAUUUACAUGUACCACAAACUGAAGAAGCAAGAGCAGAAGCCAUAAAUCUUAUGGGAGUUAAAAAUAAUUUAUUAACUCCAAAAUCAGGUGAACCAAUUAUUGCUGCCACUCAAGAUUUUAUUACUGGAUCUUAUUUAAUAUCUCAUAAAGAUUCAUUUUAUGAUAGAGCUUCAUUAGUUCAAUUAUUAAGUAUGAUGUCUGAUGCAGAUAUUCAAUUUGAUUUACCUCCUCCAUCAAUUUUUAAACCAGUUAUGCUUUGGACUGGUAAACAAGUAUUUUCUUUAUUAAUUAAACCUAAUAAGAAAUCUAAUGUUGUGAUUAAUUUAGAUGCUAAGAAUAAAACUUUUAUACCACCAGCUACUGGAUUACCUAAUGAAAUGUCUCCUAAUGAUGGAUUUGUUAUUAUUAGAGGUUCUAAUAUAUUAAGUGGAUUAAUGGAUAAAUCAACUCUUGGAGAUGGUAAAAAGCAUUCAGUAUUUUAUACCAUACUUCGAGAUUAUGGACCUGAAGAAGCAGCAAAUGCUAUGAAUCGUAUGGCUAAAUUAUGUGCAAGAUAUUUAGGUAAUCGAGGAUUUUCUAUUGGAAUUAAUGAUGUUACACCUGGUAUAGAUCUUAAAAAUAAGAAAGAAUCAAUGGUUGAACAAGCUUAUGCAAAUUGUGAUGAAUUAAUUGAUUUAUAUAAUAAAGGAAAAUUAGAAACUCAACCUGGUUGUAAUGAAGAACAAACUUUAGAAGCUAAGAUUGGUGGAUUACUUUCAAAAGUUAGAGAAGAAGUUGGUGAAGUUUGUAUUCGAGAAUUAGAUUCACUUAAUGCUCCAUUAAUUAUGGCCACUUGUGGUUCUAAAGGUUCUACAUUAAAUGUUUCUCAAAUGGUGGCAGUUGUUGGUCAACAAAUUAUUUCAGGUAAUCGUGUUCCUGAUGGAUUUCAAGAUAGAUCAUUACCUCAUUUUACUAAAAAUUCCAAGACUCCUCAAUCUAAGGGGUUUGUAAGAAAUUCAUUCUUUAGUGGAUUAACUCCACCUGAAUUUUUAUUCCAUGCUAUUUCUGGUAGAGAAGGGUUAGUUGAUACCGCAGUUAAAACUGCAGAAACUGGUUAUAUGUCUCGUAGACUUAUGAAAUCUUUAGAAGAUUUAUCUGCUCAAUAUGAUACAACCGUUAGAAAUUCUUCAAAUGGUAUUGUCCAAUUUACUUAUGGUGGAGAUGGAUUAGAUCCAUUUGAAAUGGAAGGUGAUGCUAAACCAGUUAAUUUUAAACGUCAAUGGGAUCAUGCAUUUAAUAUUACAUUUAAUAUUAAUGAUAAAGGUUUAUUACCAUUUGAAAUUAUUAAUUUAGUAGAUUCAAUAUUAGAUCCAUUAAUCGAUAGAUUAAUUAGACAUGAUAAUCAAGGAAAUGUCUUAGAAGAAGAAAACUUUGAAAAGAUUGAAUUCAUUGAUCAAAAUGAAGCAGAACGAGAAUAUUAUCAAUCUCUUAAAGAUUUUAUAUUUGAUAAGGCAGAACAAUUGGCUAGAAUUAGAGAAAAGAAAGGAUUACAAGCUUAUUUAAAAGCACCUUCAAUGAUUAUUGAUGAAGAAAUUGAUGAAGAUUAUUCUAGUAUAAAUGCCAUUAAUCAAUUAUUAAAGAUAUCUUCAUUAUCAAUUGAGAAAUUCCUUGAGCAAUCAUUAUAUAAAUAUUCUCGAGCUAAAGUUGAACCAGGUACUGCAGUAGGAGCUAUUGGAGCUCAAUCUAUUGGUGAACCAGGUACUCAAAUGACUUUAAAGACUUUCCAUUUUGCUGGUGUGGCAUCAAUGAAUGUUACUUUAGGGGUUCCUCGUAUUAAAGAAAUUAUUAAUGCAUCUAAAACUAUUUCAACUCCAAUUAUUAAUUCAGUAUUAGUUAAUGAUGAAGAUGAAAUUGCAGCUAGAGUUGUUAAAGGUAGAAUUGAAAAGACUUUAUUAAAGGAUGUAGCCUUUUAUAUUGAAGAUGUUUAUGCUAAUGAUUUAGCCUAUAUAUCAAUUAAAGUUGAUCUUAAAACCAUUGAAAAAUUACAAUUAGAAUUAACUAUUGAUAAUAUUGCUCAAGCCCUUUGUAAUGCACCAAAAUUAAAGAUUUUACCUGGUGAAGUAUCGGUUACUUCAAAGGAUAGAAUUAAUGUUCUUGUUACAUUACGAGAAACUAAAGCUGAUAUCUUAAAAGGUGGUAGUGAUAUUAAUACAUUAUUCUUUAGAAUGCAACAAUUAAAGAGAGCUUUACCCAAUGUAUGUAUUAAAGGAUUACCUAAUAUAUUCCGAGCAGUUAUUAAUAUUCGAGAUGAUAAUAAAAAGGAAUUAUUAGUUGAAGGAUAUGGAUUAAAAGAAGUUAUGAGUACUGAAGGUGUUGUAGGUACCAAAACCACUACAAAUCAUGUCCUUGAAGUAUUUGAAGUAUUAGGUAUAGAAGCUGCCAGAAGUUCAAUUAUUAAAGAAAUUGAUUAUACUAUGAGUAAUCACGGUAUGAGUGUUGAUCCUCGUCAUAUUCAACUUUUAGGAGAUGUUAUGACAUAUAAGGGAGAAGUGUUAGGAAUUACUAGAUUUGGAUUAAGUAAAAUGAGAGAUUCAGUAUUACAAUUAGCAUCAUUUGAAAAGACUACUGAUCAUUUAUUCGAUGCAGCAUUCUUUAUGAAGAAUGAUAAAAUUGAAGGAGUAUCAGAAUGUAUUAUUUUAGGACAAACUAUGAGUAUUGGUACUGGAUCAUUUAAGCUUGUUAAGUCUUCUAAUUAUGAUAAGAAAGUAUUAACUAGGAAACCAUCACUAUUUGAACAAGUAUGUGAAGAAGUAAGUGUAUAUUAGGAUAGGGCAUAGGCAUACUAUUGCGGUAAUGAUGUAUUGUUUAGGUAGUGAGUAGUGUAUAUAGACCCCUAAAAUUACCAUAAACAAAAGUAAGUA